AUGUCAGCCUCUGACGUUUGCCCAUUACCGGAACCCAGGAGACCAGAACAGGCUUGGUCCGAAUCUUCACAUGAGUGGUUGCAGGGGAAUGCUGAUAAUUCACGGCAAAGUGAGGAAGACGAUAGCAACGGGCAUUUUGACCAGGACACUAUCAACAGUGAGCCAGAGUUUAGGGAAGAAUGUAUUUAUGAUGCAGAUGGCAAAAAGAUUACACUUUAUGGGGUGUGA
This is a messenger RNA of Morchella sextelata, 228 nucleotides long. RefSeq lists its product as uncharacterized. The record is from RefSeq and is a predicted model, not a curated record. Lineage: Eukaryota; Fungi; Ascomycota; Pezizomycetes; Pezizales; Morchellaceae. The transcript has a single exon. The coding region runs from base 1 to 228 and encodes 75 amino acids.